Magnolia sinica is the source of this 819-nucleotide messenger RNA. RefSeq names its product glutamate receptor 1.2-like. The record is from RefSeq and is a predicted model, not a curated record. The transcript has 3 exons. Lineage: Eukaryota; Viridiplantae; Streptophyta; Magnoliopsida; Magnoliales; Magnoliaceae. The coding region runs from base 28 to 819 and encodes 263 amino acids.
UCUCUCUCUCUCUCUCUCUCAACAGAAAUGUCUGUUACCUCUUCAUUGCACUACAAACGACUUGCAUUUCUCCUCUCCUUCAUUUUCUUAUACCAACCAAAGCUAAUGGCCGCCCGCGACAACAACAAUAAGUGGAAAAUCAGGUCGGCAGGCAGCAUCGGCGCCAUCAUAGACUCCACGACUCGACCUGGAAAAGAAGAGAAGAUUGCCAUCGAGAUGGCCAUCAGAGACUUCUUCCGCUCCACGGGUUUUAAAGCAACAGUGCACAUAAGAGAUUCUAAAGGCGAUCCGGUUCAGGCAGCCACCAUGGCAAUGGGCCUCAUCAACGAUCAGCACGUGCAAACAAUCCUUGGCCUGCACACGUGGGAGGAGGCGAUGUUUGUGGCCCAGCUCGGUGCAAGAUCCAACAUACCAAUUCUUUCCUUAGCCGAGGAUGCCCCACAUUCACCCGCUCCCCAACCAUUCCUAGUUCAAAUGGCCCCAAAUCACCGGUCCCAAAUGCAAGCUGUGGCCAUCCAGCGACGCAGCAGCAACAGCAACAGAUCGGGCGACGUUGGGGGUGGUCGGAUCUUCAACAGGAGUGGUCGGACGGGCAGGGGGUGGUCGGAUGCGCAACAGGGGGUGAUCGGACAAUUAGCAGGGGGCAGUCGGAUGCACAGGGGGUGGUCGGACGCGCAGGGGGUGGUUGGACGAACAGUCGGACGCGCAGGAGGUGGCCGGAUCUGCAACAGGGGACGUUCGGAAGAGCAGGGGAUAGUCGGAUCUGUAAUAGGGGCGCGGGACGAGCAGCAGAUGGUGCUUGGACGAGCAGAGGGAUGA